Schistocerca serialis cubense is the source of this 879-nucleotide messenger RNA. RefSeq lists its product as uncharacterized. The record is from RefSeq and is a predicted model, not a curated record. The transcript is spliced from 3 exons. The coding region runs from base 1 to 879 and encodes 292 amino acids. Lineage: Eukaryota; Metazoa; Arthropoda; Insecta; Orthoptera; Acrididae.
AUGGAGUUUUCUGGUUGGAAAGUGCGUUCUUCUUCAAGAAGGUCAAAAGAUUAUUUUGUAUAUGAUAAUGACUUUCAGUGCAACUGCAGAUUGAUGUGCAUUAAAUGCAGGGCUUGCAUUCAUAGGUAUUCUUGUACAUGUAUUGACUAUACCAUCAAAUGGAAUAUGUGCAAGCACAUACAUAGUGUUUGCCAGAUUCAGUUAAAGCAGCAACCUUCUGAACACCUAAGAAAUAGUGAAGUUACACUUACUGAGAGUGAAGAUAUUUCUGUUGUAGACGAGAAAACAGAAAUACUAGCGGAGGUAACGAAAAAAAGUGUUAAUGAUUCUGUACCUUUGUCAGUCCAAAGAAGGGAACUUAUCGCAGAGUUUUCUGGUAUUGUAUCUGAGCUGACCUCAAAUGACUUAGAAACUGCUAAAAAAAUGUUAUCAUCACUAAAGGCAACUGUAGCUGUCGGAAUGUUGCAGCAGAAACAGGCACCGCUGCAGAUAGAAAGGAAACAAUCACAAAAGAUUUUACCUCAACGUAGACUGUACUCUACAAAGAAAAACAAAAGGAGUAAUAAUGCAUCCCUGGUGCUACCAAAUUCAGAAGAAUCCAGUUUGAUCAAAUUAUCUCUACUGGCAGACAAAGAAGAUGCACUUGUGGAAGAAGGUUCAGCUGUUCAAAAGCAACCAACAAUAAAAAAUACAGAGGGUGUAGCAGGUCCAUUCCCCAUUACAGCAUGUGCCCUACAGCACAGCCCGACGAAUCGCUCAACUCCCAUGAUUCAGCAUAUAGCAAAACAGGCUGAGGUGGUAUCUAGUCCGUCUCUCGCUACAUCGUAUGUGCUGAAACACAGCCCGAGGAAUAGUGAGUACUAUGAAUCAAGAUAUUAG